Molecule: messenger RNA, 1596 nt
Organism: Tricharina praecox
Lineage: Eukaryota; Fungi; Ascomycota; Pezizomycetes; Pezizales; Pyronemataceae
Product: amino acid/polyamine transporter I
Exons: 10
Coding region: 1-1596 (531 amino acids)
Biological process (GO): transmembrane transport
Cellular component (GO): membrane
Molecular function (GO): transmembrane transporter activity
Source: RefSeq, a predicted model, not a curated record
AUGGCAACCAUCCAAGAUGACGACGAGCGGAUGCUCAUGCGUAUCGGCUACAAGCAGGAAUUGCGCCGCGAGUUCACUCGGUGGUCAACGGUUUCGUACGCCAUCUCGAUCCUGGGCGUGUUGGGCUCAGUCCCUGCCACCUUCAAUGUUCCGAUUGCUUCUGGAGGCCCGGCUACAGCCGUUUGGUGCUGGUUCUUUGGUAGUUGCAUGGCUAUGUGUAUAGCAGCUUCAGUUUCCGAGUUGGUCUCGGCGUAUCCUACUGCUGGUGGGAUGUAUUUUGUCACCAAGCAAGUGGUACCGGAACGGCACGUCCCGAUAUGGUCGUGGAUCGUGGGCUGGUGCAAUUUUCUCGGACAGGCGGCUGGUGUUUCGUCAUUGGCAUACUCGAUCUCGCAGAUGCUUUUGGCUAUGAUCAGCAUGCACUCUCAGUUCGAUGGCGACAAAUAUGCCUUCUCUCCGACGGCACUGCAGACCGUGCUCCUAGCCCUCGCGCUUCUCUGCGCCAUGGGCUGCGUUUGCUCGCUCACCACCCGCAGCUUACACAAAAUCGUGAUAUGGUUCGCGCCAAUUAAUGUGCUCGCUUCGAUUGGGAUUUGCAUCACGCUGCUGGUCAUGACACCCAAUAAGCACGAUGCCAAGUGGGUCUUCACUCAUACGACUGAUGGCUCGGGCUGGGGUAGUAAGGCCUUCUCGUUUCUACUCGGAUUCCUGUCGGUUGCCUGGACCAUGACGGACUACGACGGGACCACGCACAUGUCGGAGGAAACGCACGACGCCGCGAUCCGCGGCCCCGUCGCGAUCAACACCGCCGUCGUAACCAGCGGGCUGAUCGGCUGGAUGCUGACGAUAACCUUCUGCUUCUGCCUGGGGGACCUGGAGUCGACGAUCGCUUCGCCCACUGGUAUGCCAGUGGCGCAGAUCUUCCUGAACGCGGCGGGCGUGCGCGGGGCCACUAUCAUGUGGUCGUUCGUAAUCCUGAUCCAAUUCUUCACCGGCAUUUCCGCGAUGCUGGCAUGCACACGGAUGGCAUAUGCGUUCUCGCGGGACGGCGCAUUCCCGUUCUCCUCGUUCUGGUCGCGCAUCAACGCAAAAACGCACACGCCCAUCAACAGCGUGUGGCUCGUCGUGGGCUGCUGCGUGUGUCUCGACCUGAUCGGACUGGGCAGCACGCAGACGAUUGUGGGGAUCUUUAACAUCACCGCCCCUGCGCUGGACCUCUCCUACGUCGCCGUCAUCUUUGCCCGCAUUUGGUACUCGGACGAGAUUAAAUUCAUUGAUGGGCCGUUUACCCUCGGUAAGUACGGCCGCGCACUCAAUUGGACCGCGAUUACUUGGGUCUGCUUCAUCAGCGUCGUACUGUUCUUCCCGCCUAGGAAGCCCGUCACACCAGAGAAUAUGAACUAUGCCAUUUGUGUAGCCGCGUUCAUGGUCGUGUUUGCGGUCGGAUGGUGGUGGGCCGGCGCGAGAGACGUAUAUACCGGCCCGAGGACGAAGGAUGUUAUGGACCUGGUGCCGAGCGAGGAUACGGAGGAGGAGGAGGAGGAGGAGGAGGAGACGACAAUGGGCUAUGGGACCAUGGUUAAUGAUCGGGUGUAG